AUGCUUUCUAGCUGGGUUAAAGCUCUCGGGGCUCUACUCCUUCUGGCCUCUGUCGCUCAGGCGCAAUUCCAGUUCUUCGAGCACAUGUUUGGAGGAGGUCAUCAAGAACACCAUCAACAAGGCACACAGAAUUCUGCCAGCGACAGUUCGAGAUAUCAACAGCUAUGGGAAGGAACCAACUGCAACAAAUACCUCUGUCCGGGGACGCUCGCAUGUGUUGACUUUCCUCAUCAUUGCCCAUGUGCGCAUCCAAAUGUUGAAGAUAAGGUCGAAUUGGGUGAAGGAAGUGCUGUCUGCAUCUCGAAAGGAGGCUACAAGCCUGGGGAGGCGGCGCGGAAGAUUGAGUUGGCUCGGAAAGCUCUCAAGAAACCAACUGACUUCAAGUCUGUUCCUUUACACCCCUCCAGUCGCGAUCUUUAUGUGGAGCUCAAGACUACGAACACCUCUUAUAAGGUCGGUGGCAGCGCCUGGCCGCCAGAUCCGAACUACGACCCCGCUCAGAACACCUUACUUUCUCCCGUUCAUAUACCAGAAGAUCCCAAUGGCGUGCUCAAAGAGACACAUCCGGCCUUGGGAAUAUUGGCAAAUUCUGGUUUGGUUAUACAAAGACAGCUUGAGUUGAUGAAUGUGAUGAUCGGAUUCGAACAGGCGAACAAAUACGUCAUCAUGGAUGCAAAUGGAAAUCAUAUUGGCUACAUGGCCGAACAAGAGAGGGGCAUGGCGAAUAUGAUGGCGCGACAAUGGUUUCGAACACAUCGAAGUUUUGUGACGCAUGUGUUUGAUCGGCACGAAAACGAGGUGCUUCGAUUUCACCGCCCCUUCUCUUGGAUCAACUCUCGCAUUCGGGUUUACGACCCUCUUGAUGUUGCCAAAAGCGCCUUCUCGUCUUCAACCGCUGACCAGAAUGGAUCUUCAGGGUCACUUGUCCAAGCUACGGGGGACUCAAAUGCUCGCAUCUCGCCCUUGGGAUUCGAGGAUAUGCGUGUCAUUGGAGAAGCACAGCAGCAGUGGGCGCCGUUGCGGCGGAAAUACAACCUUUUCACCUAUCAUCACUCCCCUGUUGGCACCACAGAAAUGGGAACUCAGAGAUUACCUCUUUCGCAGACCGGCUUAUCAAACUCGCAGCAGAUGCAAUUGACUCAAACAAGUGAAAGUGGCCAAGAUGUUGGGGAAUACCAUCAGUUUGCCUAUGUAGAUGAGCCCUUCUUGUCAUGGGACUUCUCUCUACGCUCGGCAGACAGCCGACUCAUUGGCUCAGUCAAUCGAAAUUUUGUUGGUUUCGCGCGGGAAUUGUUUACAGACACUGGUGUCUAUGCUCUUCGCAUGGAUUCUGCGGCUCUUGGUUCCGAGCAAUCGACCUCACAAGCAAAUGUGCCAACUGGGAUGACACUAGAUCAACGGGCAGUAAUGCUAGCCACUGCAGUAAGUAUUGACUUCGAUUACUUUAGUCGUCACAGUGGUGCUGGCGGUUUCGGCUUCAUGCCCAUCUGGAUCCCCGGCGUUGGCGGAGAGGCCGCUGCCGGUGGCGCCGCUGCUGGCGAAGCUGGGGCUGUAGGUGAUGCGGCUGCGGGCACCAUUGGCAGGGCUGGCGCCGCUGGAGGAAUUGCUGAAGGUGCUGCUGCAGGAGCAGCUGGUGCGGGAGCGAUGGCUGGUUACGAUGCGUUAUCAAGAGGCAUGGCAGGAGACAGUAACACACAGCAUCCUCCCUCACCCGAGCAGCAGCCAAACUCGGCAGAUCAGCCAUCAUCAGCUCCGGGUCAAGCAGGCCCUUACGGAGAUAUUUGGGCCGAGGACCAGGAGGAUCCGUUCUCUCGCGGGCCUGAAGAUCCCUGGAACAUUGAAGAGCCAGAUGAUGAGGGCGAAGGAGGGAAUGAUGACUAUGACUGGUUUUGA
This is a messenger RNA of Aspergillus thermomutatus, 1893 nucleotides long. RefSeq lists its product as uncharacterized. The record is from RefSeq and is a predicted model, not a curated record. The transcript is spliced from 6 exons. The coding region runs from base 1 to 1893 and encodes 630 amino acids. Gene Ontology annotation, molecular function: phospholipid scramblase activity. Gene Ontology annotation, cellular component: plasma membrane. NCBI's taxonomy places the organism in Eukaryota, Fungi, Ascomycota, Eurotiomycetes, Eurotiales, Aspergillaceae. Gene Ontology annotation, biological process: plasma membrane phospholipid scrambling.